GUAUCAGGAAACCCAGCCUUUUUCCCUGGAUCCUUAGCAAGCCAGAGCCUGCUACAGCCACAGGGACAGGCACCCCAGCCAGAGAGGAAAUCGUGACGUGUGUUCUGGGCAGGGUUGAGGUUUUGGAACCUUUUCUAAAAGGGACAGAGAGUGCCCUGCAGCAUUUCCUAGCCGCGAGCGCGCUGGAGAGAGCUGGUCGUCAUGCAGGCGGUGCUCACGUGUGGUAGGCUGGCCCUGGCCCUGGCCCUCGUCCUGGUUUUGGGAUCUACAGUGCAAGGUUAUCCUAUGCGGAAAGCCAGGUAUCAGUGGGUACGCUGCAAUCCUGACAGUAAUUCUGCAAACUGCAUUGAAGAAAAGGGACCACUUUUCGACCUAUCUACAGAUGAAUCUAACAGGAUCCUCCCUCCGAAGGUUGACCCUUUUCUGAUGCCAAAAUUCCCGAACUUGAAUGAUGUCUUCCCUCUUUCCGAGGACUAUUUUGGAUCUGGAUCCGGCUCUGGCUCUGGCUCUGGCUCUGGCUCUGGAUCAGGAUCUGGGAGUGGCUCUGGAAAGGAAUACCCCACUGAAAUGGAAUGGGACUACCAACCAAUAGAUGAAAAUGAUGUUUUCUAUUACAACUUUAGGUCUCUCAAGAAGGAUCUGCCCUCAGACAACCAGGCCUUGGGUCAAGAUGGUACAGAAGAGAAUUUUGUUAUGUAAAAGUUAAGGUUUCCCCACCUUGACACCAGGCAAUGUAUUCAGUAUAUUUUGUGCACCAUGGUUAAAUGAUUAGUCUUGGGAAAAGAGUUUUAUAGAAAAUUUAAAAUAUCUGAAAAUAACUUUAAUUUUUAUUACCUCUUUUUUUCUUCAUGUAUUCUUAAAGGAUUAUAUUUUAAUGCUAUUAUCUAUCCUAUUGUUCUAGAAAAUACCUGCAUAUUUUGGCAUCAUAUUUGACCAACAUCAUUGAGAAAUUAGCUACACUCCCAUGUCUGUAAAACUGCUUUAAAGAAGAAAAUUAUAAGGGGCCAGGGAUUUGCUCAGGGGUUCCGCUGCCUGCCUCACAAGGGCAAGGACCUGAGUUCUAUCCCUGGUACCAAAAAGAAAGAAAGAAGAAAAUUAUAAUUUUAAAAAAUUCAAUUUGAGAAGCAAGCUGAUUGGCAGUAUUUCAUACCUACAUCUUUAGGAGCCUGACUCUGUGAAUAACAGUAAUACCCUUUUAUUUAUGACAAAAGAUCAAAUACAGUGAAUUUACAGAUUGGGUAUUUGGCAUGGUUUACAAUGUGAAGGGGUCUUACUGUAUUAUUACCAAUUGGAUGAGUUGAGAGCUAGUUGACAUUUUUACCAAGAAGCAUGAUUACUGUUAGAAAUUUAAGACCCUGGUUAAAGGAUAGUUGCGGUCUCCAUAUCUCAUACUUUACUGCUUUACCCUGCUUUCUUGGAUAUCUAUUUUCAAAUGUUGCUCUAUUAAAGCAGAAGUAUAACCAAA
Molecule: messenger RNA, 1465 nt
Organism: Fukomys damarensis (Damara mole-rat)
Lineage: Eukaryota; Metazoa; Chordata; Mammalia; Rodentia; Bathyergidae
Gene: Srgn
Product: serglycin
Exons: 4
Coding region: 202-699 (165 amino acids)
Biological process (GO): secretory granule organization; negative regulation of bone mineralization
Cellular component (GO): secretory granule
Source: RefSeq, a predicted model, not a curated record